AUAAAUACCCAUCAUCACCUUAUAACAUUUCAUCUCAUCCUAGGCAUUGCUACAAAUCUUACAUAUUUUUUCAUACUUUUAUUUUACCAAUUAAUUAACAAAAUGAGUUCAAUUAUUGGUAGCAAUGAAUCACAAAUCCAUCCAACUACUGAAGAAGAGGCCUCAUGUAUGGCAAUGUGUUUGGCUACAUGGUCAGUUCCUUCUAUGGUUUUCAAAACCGUGUUAGAGUUGAACGUCCUUGACAUCAUUUACUUCACCGGGCCCGAGGCCCAGCUGUCCGCGGAGGAGAUCGUGGCCAAAUUACCCGCCACGAACCCCCAUGCCGCGGUGGUGUUGGACCGUAUGCUACGGCUGUUGGCUAGCUUUACUAUCCUCACUUGUACUCAACAAGUUGGGGAUGAUGGACACCCUAAGAGGUUGUAUGGGCUUGGCCCGGUUUGCCAGUUUUUGGCUAAGAAUGAUGAUGAGGUUUCUUAUGCUGCCUUUGCUAAUCUUAUGCAUGAUAAGGUUAUCAUGGACACUUGGAAACAUUUGAAAGAUGCAGUGUUAGUAGGUGGAAGUCCAUUUAAAAACACAUAUGGUACGGGCAUAUUUGACUACCUAGGAACAGAUUCAAGAUUCUAUAAGGUUUUCUAUGAUGGCAUGGAUCAUCACUCCACCAUUGUUAUGAAGAAACUUCUAGAUACUUACCAAGGAUUUGAAGGUAUCUCGACAAUUGUUGAUGUUGGUGGUGCGACUGGUCUCACACUUAAGAUGAUUCUGGAUAAGUAUCCUUCAAUUAAGGCCAUUAAUUUUGAUCUGCCCCAUAUUAUUAAGGAUGCACCCUCUUACCCAGGUGUUGAACACGUUGGAGGGGAUAUGUAUGAAAGUGUUCCCAAGGGUGAUGCUAUUUUUAUGAAGUGGACUUUCCAAUCAGGAACCGAUGAACAAUGUGUGACGUUAUUGAAGAAUUGCCACGAAUCGUUACCAGAGGAUGGAAAAGUAAUAAUUUGCGAGUACGUCGUACCGGAAUCGCCGAAAACAAGCUACCAAGCUCAUACGGCCUUCAUUUGGGAUGCGAUCAUGUUGACAUUUCCAGGAGGAAAGUCAAGAACCAAAAAAGAAUAUGAGGCCUUAGGGAAAGAAGCUGGAUUUGAAGAUUUUCAAUUGGUUUGUUUUGCUUGUGAUACUUGGGUCAUGGAAUAUCUCAAAAAGAAGAGUGUCAAUUAAUUAAUAAAAUUUUAAGUUAAUGAUCAUGUGAUCGAAUCAAUCAGACCUUUAAUUAAUGUACUAGUAUUUGUGCUCGUGCGAUGCCUCAAUUUUAAUUCACGGGUAAUAAUUAAUUAAUUAUUCCCUUUAUGAAUAAAGAUCAUUGUUGGUUUUACUUUUUA
Molecule: messenger RNA, 1370 nt
Organism: Spinacia oleracea (spinach)
Lineage: Eukaryota; Viridiplantae; Streptophyta; Magnoliopsida; Caryophyllales; Amaranthaceae
Product: caffeic acid 3-O-methyltransferase
Exons: 4
Coding region: 103-1209 (368 amino acids)
Molecular function (GO): protein dimerization activity; O-methyltransferase activity
Source: RefSeq, a predicted model, not a curated record